Engraulis encrasicolus (European anchovy) is the source of this 1647-nucleotide messenger RNA. RefSeq names its product solute carrier family 51 member A (gene slc51a). Gene Ontology annotation, cellular component: membrane. The transcript is spliced from 8 exons. Gene Ontology annotation, molecular function: transporter activity. The record is from RefSeq and is a predicted model, not a curated record. Bases 471 to 1454 code for a protein of 327 amino acids. NCBI's taxonomy places the organism in Eukaryota, Metazoa, Chordata, Actinopteri, Clupeiformes, Engraulidae. Gene Ontology annotation, biological process: transport.
GAAUGAGUUCUGAAAAGAGUGCAGUUCACAGACCCCCACUGCGUCCCCCACUCACUCACUGGAAUACCGCGUUACAAUUGGCAACAGUAGCUGCCGCAGCUCAUUAGACACUACAGAAACUCGUUUCAUUUGUUCGAAUUGAUGCAGUGAUGCCAACAAUGGGACUUUCGCAAUGUACAUAGCUAGACGCGCGUUUAGAUGAAAGACGUCGUUUCCCCCCUAACUUGCGGGGUUUACUCAGUGCAUGGGGCGGGUUUACUUUCUUUCACAAGCAGCAUAGUUAGUCUGUCGAUACCUCACAACGGAGAGUGUCGAGGAGAAGCCCUGGCAUACAGAAGCUCCUGAUAUAUUCACUACUCUUUGUCAGUGUUGCAUUUUGGCAUUAAUGCAGGACGAGCAAUCCGUGGAAAGUUUGUGAACAAUUAAAUUAUAGUUACAAUACUGUCAAAGCCACCCGGGCAGCCGAGAGAAUGGAUGCGACAAACCAAACAUUCGACCCACGGUGCAGACAACCGCCACCCUUUGCCAUCGACAUGAUUUUGCAAUUAGACCUUUAUGGAAAAAUCCUUUACGCUCUCCUCACGUUCAUGGCGACCGUGUCCAUGUUGGUGUUCCUUGAAGAGUGUGUGUACAUCUACAAGAAGGUUCCCGCCAACAAGAAGAGCAUCAUCAUCUGGGUCAACGGUGCCGCACCGAUAAUCGCUACCAUGUCCUGUGUGGGUAUGUGGAUACCAAAGGCGACCAUGUUUACCGACAUGACUUCUGCCACGUAUUUUGCCAUCGUGGUCUUCAAGUUCUUGGUGCUGAUGAUCGAGGAGUGUGGUGGAGACGAGGCCUUCCUGAAGCAGCAGGUUAAGAAGACCUUCAGGAUCAGCACAGGCCCCUGCUGCUGCUGCUGCCCUUGCCUUCCCCGGGUCCCUGUCACCAGGCGGAGUCUGUUCAUGCUGAAGUUGGGCUCCUUCCAGUUCGCCCUGCUGAAGAUGAUCUUCACGAUCAUCUCCAUCGUCCUGUGGACCAACGGCAACUAUGAUGUGGCAGAUCUGAACAUCACUGGGGCUGCCAUCUGGAUUAACCCUGGCGUGGGCGUGUUGACCAUCAUCGCUCUCUGGCCGGUGGCCAUCAUGUUUAUGCACGUACGCACCACCCUGCGGAGCCUCAAGAUCAUACCCAAAUACGCCAUGUACCAGCUGGUGCUGGUGUUGAGUCAGCUGCAGUCGGCCAUCAUCAACAUCCUGGCCAUGAACGGCACCAUCGCCUGCGCUCCCCCCUACUCCUCACAGGCACGCGGAUACCUGAUGAGCCAACAGCUGUUGAUCCUGGAAAUGUUCAUCAUCACCUUGGUAACGAGGUUGCUGUACCGGCGGCAGUACGACCCACUACCCCUCACCCAGGACGGGAGUGAGAGCGAGAGGAUGGUCUCGUCCUCGCCAGAGAAUUCUGACAAUGCGGCGUGAUGCUGACUGAUAUGCAGACGUGCGUGUGUGCGUGUGCGAGUGUGUGUGCGAGUAUGUGUGAUUGAUCUGAAAGAUAAACUUCUGUUCCUGUGUACGUGAGAGACCCCACAGACUUCCAAAAACUGGUGACGCAGACACUGGCAUUAUGGAUACCUGUCCCUCCUUAGGGGGGGAGGAGAGAGAGAGAGAGAGA